Molecule: messenger RNA, 2893 nt
Organism: Bombina bombina (fire-bellied toad)
Lineage: Eukaryota; Metazoa; Chordata; Amphibia; Anura; Bombinatoridae
Gene: RGMA
Product: repulsive guidance molecule BMP co-receptor a
Exons: 4
Coding region: 183-1526 (447 amino acids)
Biological process (GO): BMP signaling pathway
Cellular component (GO): plasma membrane
Molecular function (GO): coreceptor activity
Source: RefSeq, a predicted model, not a curated record
CUAGAGUGUGAGGAGGGGCGGAGCUGGAGGAGGGCCGAGCUGAUUCUCUCCCAGUGUCGGUUAGACACUGCCUGUCUCUCGGCUGUGUGUGUGUGAUUCAGCAUGUGGGGGAAAGGGUUGCUGCCCCCCGUGUGAGUGUUGGGAAUCCUAUGGGAAAGUGAACCCCUGGACUGGGCAGGCUCAUGCAGCCAACAAGGGCGAGGGUAGUGGUUAAUGCCCAAGCUGGAUGGAUGGGCAUGGGGAGAGGGGCAGGACCCAAAGCCCUCGGAUUCUUCAAGAUCCUCACUGUCUUCUUCUACGUAUUCCCUGCAGUGAGCUCAUCCUGCAGGAUUCUGAAGUGUAACUCUGACUUCUGGGCAGCGACCUCCAACUCCCACCAUCACACUGGAGCUGAGGACCCAGUGGAGUUUUGCACAGCACUAAGAGCCUACGCACACUGCACUCGCCGUACUGCGCGCACAUGCCGAGGCGAUCUGGCUUACCAUUCUGCUGUCCAUGGCAUUGAUGAUCUCAUGACCCAGCACAACUGCUCAAAGGAUGGUCCAACUUCACAGCCACGUCUCCGAACUCUGCCUCAGGGAGACAGUCAGGAGAGGUCAGAUAGCCCAGAGAUUUGCCAUUAUGAGAAGAGUUUCCACCGACAUUCUGCACCCCCAAAUUUUACUCACUGCGGUCUCUUUGGGGAUCCGCACCUAAGGACGUUUACAGACAUUUUCCAAACCUGUAAAAUACAAGGAGCAUGGCCUCUCGUAGACAAUAAUUACUUGAAUGUGCAGGUCACUAACACCCCAGUGCUUCCAGGAUCAACUGCAACAGCUACAAGCAAGAUCACUAUUAUCUUCAAAAAUUUUCAAGAAUGCGUAGAUCAGAAGGUAUACCAAGCUGAGAUGGAUGAGUUACCUGCAGCAUUUGUCGAUGGUUCAAAAAAUGGAGGUGAUAAAAGUGGAGCAAAUAGCUUGAAAAUCAUUGAAAAAGUGGCUGGACAGCACAUAGAGAUCCAGGCCAAGUACAUCGGUACUACAAUUGUUGUCCGGCAGGUUGGGCGUUACUUAACUUUUGCUGUCCGCAUGCCAGAGGAGGUGGUUAAUGCAGUGGAGGACAAAGAGAACCAAGGACUCUACCUUUGCCUUCAUGGCUGUCCUCAGAACCAACAGAUAGACUUUAGAACCUUCCACUCUCAUGCCCCAGAGACUGUACUCAGGAGGCAAGGGAUUAAUCCCACUAUGGGCGCGUUUACCCGUCAGAUGGCAGAAUCCAAGUGCAAAGAGAAGCUGCCAGUGGAGGAUGUCUACUUUAGGUCCUGUGUGUUUGACCUGCUAACCACAGGCGACGUGAAUUUCAGCCUAGCUGCUUAUUAUGCCUUUGAGGAUGUGAAAAUAUUACACUCCAACAAGGACAAACACCAUCUGUAUGAAAGGGCCAUGGAUUUGGGGCCUGGAAACACAGCUAUCCAAAUAGGGCUGGCACAUCCUAAGCUUAUAGUGGCUUUGGUGUGUUUGAUUCAGUUAUGUGCAGUGUUGCUGUAAUUUUAUGUUUACUGUGUAAAUUUAAUGAGGUGAAACAAACAAAAAGAGCUGCAGUCCAACUUACCGUGAAGUAUUAAGCUUACUGUGGUAAAAACUGAUCAAAGUAACAGCAAACCUAUUUGCUAAAUCCCUUUCAAAAUAUACAUAUCAACCAAUUGACAAAAAAAAAACGGUAACAAUUUUAGAUUGGCUACAGAAUUAAGAGCGCAACUUAAAAGUUAACUUUUGCUAAUUUAUUUGAAUAACAUUGUUUAUGUAUACAGCACUUUAUAGCAGGAGCGGUUCAAGGGAUAUAAGUGCAUUGUAACACAGAAAUAAUAAAUAUGUUAUCGGGUAUGAAGUUAUGUACAGUUUAAAUUACCAGCCCAUAAUUCAUGUGUAAGUGGCACUGCAUCUUUAUUGGGGUGUUAACCUCUGAAAGCAAUGGUUCACAUAGCUUUCGAACAAGAGGAGUUCAAUCAGCAAAUGGGUUGAAGAAAAGAUUUUAGAUCUUUUCAUCUGUGUAACAUGAAAUAGUCUUUGCUAAUGCACAGGUGCAAUAUAACUGACAGCGUAUGUGCACCAUACCUCAUCUUUAGAUUCAAAUCAAAUACAAAGCGGGAGGAAAGGCAGAUCCUCUCGCUCAUGUGUUGUAGUGCAGGAAUCAUGGUGAAUGUGAUCUUUUCAUUUAUGAACUUUAUGUAUAAUAAUAAUCUUUUGCUGAGUGUACACAAAGUGACACCCACACAAUGCCUGCUGCUGGGUCAGGUACUAAAUAUACUUAAUAGCUCAGAGAAGAGAUCUGUGCCAAUUUACAGUUUGUGCUAAACUGUAGCUACAUGCCACGUAUUGUUAUUGAUGGGCAAACAGGCCCAUUUGGCAGCUGAAAUAUUAACCUGUUGUGUCCCCAUUACUGUUGAAAGUAGUUUAUGGGUGGUUGAUAAUCUUGUGUUUGAGGCUUAUAAGGAAAACUGUCUUCUAAGUAAAGACAUGUAGUUUUAUACUUGUGUGAGUGCAACACUUUUCAUCAUCAAGUGCAGCCACCACGAAAUGGAAGCGUAGCAUCUUUACCAUGAUUUCUGCAUCAGAUGUGCGGAGGAUAUAAAUGAUUUCUUUUUUUAUGUUCGCAUGACAGUUGUAAAUGGUUAGUUGUGAAAAUCAGCAUUAACUCCGGUGUAUAUGGUAGAGAACAUUUAAUUAAAUUACUGGAGCAAUUGUAUAGUGUACAUAGGUCUAUAGAGAUGAGAUGUAAAGUAAAGGAUUGCAACUUGUGUUUGGAUGUAACUUAUGUUGUCUCUAAUAUAUGGAGUUCUUGUGGUUUUUAAAUAGUUUCACUGUAUAUAUAAAAAGAUGUAAUUUUGUUUGUGUAUAAAAAAAAUAGAUGUUUA